AUGAAUGCAGCUGGGACGGCAACGCUUCCGCUUGUCAAUUUCUAUGUCAAGGCAUGCCGGGUUCAGCCUGGACAGCUCGACAAGGUCAUCCGUUUCAUCAAAGAGAAGGAAGGCUCCAGCAGUGACAGCGAAGCCGACCGCAGGACUCCGUAUGACAUGGAGGAGCUGGAGCGAUUGCCUACUGGAGCUGACAUCGCUCGCGUGCAGCUCUCAUCCGAGGUUACACAAACAGCGGCAGCGUCAGAAAUGGCAGCAACGGAGGACCAGGUGUGUGUGCCCCAGGUCCCACAGCUUCAGCCAGAUGAAAGUGCGAACUGA
Molecule: messenger RNA, 318 nt
Organism: Symbiodinium pilosum
Lineage: Eukaryota; Dinophyceae; Suessiales; Symbiodiniaceae
Source: the annotation of a GenBank genome assembly